AUGGCCACAUGGAAUAAUGAUGUCAAGGCUGCUGCUUUAUGCCUUGAGAAAGGUGCUGAUGUCGACUGUCUUAAGGUUGGCUCGGUCACCGCCCUUCACAUGGCGGCAACGAAGGGAAAUCUUGAGGUAGCGGACUUGCUUAUUUCAAGAGGUGCUGAUGUGAACAAGAAAGACGGGGACUACAAAACACCUCUCCACAGGUUAAUUUAAUUUGCAUUGAAUAAGACUAAGCAAUGCUGAUUACUUUAAGUGUUGAAUGGACGUUCCAUAGAAUUUUGCCCACAGUCUAGAAAAUUCUAAACUAAAACAUAUUGGUAACGUUGUUGGUGACCUAAAUGUUUGUCAUGUAGUUGCAUGUGGAACAAAACAUACAAACGCAAAUUUCCCUUCUAGGUCUCAAGAAAAUGAUUAAUUAAUCAGUGAAGAACAUUCUUGUUUCCAGAUGCAUGUCGGUUCGCUCAUCAAUGUUCCUAGUUUUGCAGGACCUUAAAAGUAUCCCCAUGUUGUCUUCUUAAUUACCAGUCUGGAAGCGAAAAAGAAGAAAAGCAGCGUUUCUUAAAUUUUAAGCUACAAUCACUUAACUAACCCGUUGAUUAUCGUUCCCAUGUAGGGCCGCUAUGUUUAACCAGUUAAACGUAAUUGAAUUUCUUGUGAAAAAGGAGGCAAAAAUUCAUGCUCGUGACAGCGAAGGACGUUCUCCGUUCCUGAAUGCUGUUGCUGCUGGGCACGUGGACUGCGCCCGAGUUCUUCUCAAACUUGGAGCUGAUUUGAGCGCAGCGGACUUGCAUAUGAAAAACUGUCUUCACAUUGCGGUAGAGAACGAGCUCUUAGAGAUGCUAUCAAUGCUUUUGGAAAGUCGUGCGGGGGUACGCUGUUUAAACAGAAGAGAUUUGAAGGAUAGAGUUCCUCUGCACUACGCGGCAAAGACAAGAGACAUCAAGGUAAAUUUGUAACGGAACUGUUAGAAAGCAAUUCAACAGCACUUGUUUUAUCAAGGGCAGAAAACUUGACAUGACGGCACCUUUACAUAGAAGUGACUAUAAUACAGUCGAGCCUCUAUAAAGGGGAAUUCUAUAAGCGACCACCAUCUCUUUCCUCUCCAUUUACCUUAGUCCGGGCGGAGAAAAGUUUCAGUAAAUAACUGUAAACAGUAUCCCUAUAAAGCAGCCUCCUGUUAUUUCUUCAAGUACUUUGUUAAAGGCAGAACGCGAUAUUCGUUCAAAAGAAUUAUUUUCCCGGCUCACUGGUUAGUCAAUCGCAAGUCACAGCUAUCUCCCAAAUAAGUAAGUAAGUAAAGCCUUUAUUUAAAGAGGGUAGCACUUAAUAGCCAAAGGCUAAUAAACUUGUGGCCCUCAUAAAAUACACAACUAUUUACAAUCUAAUAAAUAUAGUAAGCUAAAAUAUAUAAACAAUCAAAAUAAAACAGGAUUCGUUUUUUAUAAAAAUAAAAAAUUAUUAAAUGAUAUAAUGAUGCAAACAUUGUUGUUCCUUAACAAUCUUGGCAAACAUGUUCUUUUUAAAACAUGCUACAGAAUCUAGUUUCCUAAUUUCAAUUGGUGUACUAUUCCACAGUCUUGUUGCCGAAACAACGAAAGAGCGUCCUCCUUCUGUUUCUCUUCUAUAUUUAGGACAAACAGCAUUAAUGCUUGAAUAUCUAGUGUUGCGGGAGUGCCGCUUAUUAUUCAAAAUUAAGUGUUCAUUAAGAUAAUUCGGCAAAUACCCAUUAAUUCGCUUAUACAUUAUUAUGCAUUUAUCUAUCUUAUGUUGCUCAUAAAAGGGAAUCCAACCUAGUUUGUUAAACAAAGCAACUGAUGGUGUCAUGCGAUCGGCAUAAGAAAUAACGCGUGCCGCACGUCUUUGCAAUCUUAAGACCCUAUAAACCGACUCUUUAUCACAAUUUGCCCAAACAACGUUAGCGUAAGACAUAACAGGGCGAAUAAUGCUAUUAUAAAACUGAAGUCGCUGUUUAAGAGGUAGACAGGCUCGAAUCUUACGCAGUACUGCGAUUCUAGAGGCCAACUUUUUACAUACUUUCUCAAUAUGUUCAUCAAAUGACAAUUUGCUGUCAAUUUCUACGCCUAAUAAGGUAGCACAAUCCACAUUACUGAGCUGUUUCCCGUUUACGAAAACAUCUAUGUCACUUCCAUUUAUGUUAGCCACACAUCUUUUCCCAGUGAUCGUGACUACUUUAGUCUUGUCUUCAUUUAAUGGGAGCUUAUUCGCUGAAGCCCAUAAUUGAAUUUCAGAGACAGACUUAUUUAGUGAUGAACUUAAGGUGGCUAAGUUUUUCACAUCCGCAAAAGCAGUGACAGUCGUAUCCUCUGCGUAAAGGUCCAACUGAGCACUUGUAUACAAGGGCAGAUCGUUGAUAAACAAAAUGAAGAAAAAAGGACCUAAAAUACUGCCCUGAGGAACUCCAUGCAACACCAAAGCUUCGCUUGACUCACCCCCAUUUACACGGACCACUUGCUUCCUAUCCAACAAAUAAGAGUGACACCAGGCAAGCUCCCGGUUGGCUAUACCGUACAGUUCCAACUUGCGCAACAAUAGCUUAUGGUCCACCAUGUCGAAAGCCUUUCGAUAAUCAACCAGGACCAUGCCGCAUACAUGAUUAUUAUCUAGGCCGAACAAAAGCUCGUCAACUAACUUGAUUAGAGCAGUCUCGGUACUGUACAUCCUACGAAACCCAGACUGUCUAGAAUACAGCAAGUUAUAUGAACACCUUCUCGACAUCACGGUAGGUCGUCUGACUCUCACAUGUUUGCAACUGGUGGUGACUGACGGGAAUGCCAUGUAAGUGAUAGGGAGCCUACAUCAGUUAUUUUCUAAGACGGACAUUCUUAGGAAUGAAUAACGGCAUGGACCAUCUUUACAGCUUCAAGGUGUCCAUUGAGGAAGAGUUACUGUCAAACUUACUCCCUUUCAAGUGGCCUCCCUUGAAGAAGGAACAAGUGUCCACUCUAUUAGGUGUUAAGUGGUGUACUGACAAGUUUGUUCGCCGAUACUCUAGGAACUUACCGAUAGAUGACAGCUUGACCCUUUAAGCCCCAGUAUCAGCAUGCGUAAUCUCUGCACUUCUCUUUAUACAUUCUUAUGGUCCUGCUCGAGAAAAUUUGUUCAAACAUCAAGGUAUUUUGUCUGUAGUGAUUAUUUCGUUCAUUCUCGUGACCUGUAGCGUGCUGUUGUUGGGAGAAAUUGGAAGCUGGUCACUAUUGAAGCUUAAAGAAUUAAUGAGGGGCCGCUUAAUAGACAUUCGGCUGUAGUGUAGGAGAUCAAUAAAUGACACUGACUCUGGCAUACGGUUUCAUGUUUGUAGAUUUUAGAGCUCGUCUUAUCCAAGCAGAAGCACUUGGGCUUCAGCGAUGAGAGUCAGAAGACACCGCUUCACCAUGCAGCAGAAAAGGCCUCAUCGAAACACGUUGAAGUUCUGGCAAAGCACAUGUCUGAGAUAAAUGCGCGAGAUGAACUUGGCCGAACACCAUUGCACAGCGCUGCAAUGAAAGGGCAGAGGCAAGAGAUAUAUUCUAGAAUAUUCUUUUAUUUCUUCACAGUUAUCGCUGUUUUUCCAUUAUGGGUGAAAGCGAUCUUUGCUACUUGUUUGGAUACAGAGUCGACCGUAGAUCAAAGAUGUUCUCACAAGCAAGCAAUUAUAGUGACGUAAAACGUCAAAACUCGAACGUUACAUUUUUUACGACUAUUAAAUCGUCCUUUGUUUUGGAAGAAUAAAUGUGUCUGAAUUAAUAAAAAAGGUACCUACAGAAAUUUCAAGUGCGUUUUAACAAUUUGACCGUUGAGCUGAAUAAAAAGCAGUUGAAAGUCGCUAGUUAGGGCUUAAAACGGAUAAAUUAAUCGCUGGAAACACACGAAAAGUUGCUCUUGGCAAAAGCAACCGAUUUGUAACAGACCUACAAUCCAUCUUUCCUGACCCCACAAUCGGGUGUCUAGACAAAAUUAUUUCAACUAAACACUCACAAAGCGUUUUUAUGCUUGUACACAAUGUUCUUAUAACACGAGCGCCACGACAUACCUGAAAUCUGUCUGUCAACAACUUCAGGAAAUUACACAAUUAACCACGUUCGCGGCACUGCCAAAACUAUCCACAACCAACCAGGGACAAUGUUUCCACACUUAAUACUGGCGAAAUAUCAUCAAACUACUCUCUCUCGAUAACUCUCGCUUUCUCCACAUGAAUCAUUAUAUUUAAAAGGUGUUUCGAUAAAGUUUUUCAGAGGCCAUACCGAUAUUUUUCAAUCGCCUUAAAAGUGUUUUUUUCCGUGUCUGAUCGCUAUAAAAUUUUCACCAGUAAUUGGCUAUGGAUUGAAAUUUGUGAAAAUGUAGUUUUGAUUAAAAUCGCUAUUACUAUGACAACAAGAAACAAAAGAACUUUUAAACUGAUAAAAGCCGAAUUUUGUGUGAUCUAGACCAGCUACUGAAAAUCCAACACUAGGAACUUAAAGUUUGGUGUUUAGCAAACAAUCUUCGUAAGACGUAAAAAAAUUCAACUGAAACGAAAAUAUUUUUCCAAUCUUAAAUUUUAAAUAGCCGUGAUAGAUUAUUUAAUAAAAACGUUAUUAAUGACUCAAAUUAUUUUUAUGUAGCGUCAGAAUGCUGCUUAAUAUCAUAUUUCGAUGCUAGGAUAUUUUGGUGUAUUUUCGUUCAUGCGAUCUUGAAAACUAACCCAUUUUCUCACCACCUGUAUAAGUGCAACUUCAUUCAGAAUUUGGACUUUUAGCGCUUUCUUGUAUAUCUCUGAAACGACUCGAACGAAUUUUUUUAAAAUCUCCUCACGUAAUCUUCAUAAUGUAUAUAAAAAUGUCUGAAACUUUCAUGAAGAUUGAUUCAUUGCAACACCAUGAAAUUUCAAGACAAACGUAUCCUACGAACCGGUCAAAAAUCUGCGUUACAACAUUCACUGUUUUGACGUUAAGCUAUUUUUUCCAAAAGAAUGCAUACUAUACAUAUCUCCAUGACUAGUACAUUUUAGUUUGAAUUUAUCGCACCUUUUGAUUGUAAAACAUUGACAAUACUCACACUGAAAUUUACUAGUCAUGGAUAUAUGUAUUGUCCGCAUUAAUUUAGAAAAAUUAGCAUAACGUCAAAACAGUGACUGCUGUAGCGCGGAUUUUUGACCGGUUCGUACGAUAGUUUUGUCUUGAAAUUUCAAGGUGUUGCAGUGAAUAAAUCUUAAUGAAAGUUUCAGACAUUAUUAUAUACAUUAUGGAGAUUAUGUGAAGAGAUUUAAAAAAAAUUUGUUCGAGUCGUUUCAGAGAUAUAUUUUGAAAGAAGUUGCACUUAGACAGGUGGUGAGAAAACGGGUUAGUUUUUAAGAUCGCAAGAACGAAAAUACGCCAAAAUUUCCUAGCAUCAAAAUAUGAUAUUAAGCAGCAUUUUGACGCUACUUAAGAAUAAUUUGAGUCAUUUAUAACGUUUUUUAAAAAUAAUCUAUCACGGCUAUUUAAAAUUUAAGGUUUGAAAUUUAUUUUCGUUUUAGUCGAAUUCAAACAUACAGAAUUUUUUACUUCUUGCGGAGGUUAUUUGCUAAACACCCAACUUUAAGUUCCUAGUGUUGGAUUUUCAGCAGCAGGUCUAGAUCGCGCAAAAUUAGGCGUUUAGCUAUUUCAAAGUUUCUUGUUUAUUGUUGUCAUAGUAAUAACGAUUUUAGUAAAACCUACAUUUUGACAUAUUUCAAUCUAUAGUCAGUCAUUGGUGAAAAUUUUAUAGCGAUCAGACAAGGAUAAAAUCACUUUUAAAGCGAUUGAAAAAUAUCGGUAUGGCCUCUGAAAAACUAUAUCGAAACACUGCUGACACAGUCGAUUUAUUCAAGAUCCCGGAAGUAGAACAGCCGUUUUGAAAGGGACAUAUAGAGGCCGGCCUUCAAAACAAGUUUUAACUAAGUCUCUGGCCUGGUCAGAAAUCAGCUUCAAUUUUAGUCGCGCCGAAUAGAUUUGACUCCAACAAUCUACUUUUUGAGGCCAGAGACUCGUCACCGCCAAAUCAACGCUCGCAAUAUGCUGCCUUUCCGUCUCAAGCCCGAGAUCAGUGUUUCACCCGUUUAGCCAAAAUGAGACGAAAUAUGGUAACGUGUUGGACGACGGCAGACUUUGCCAAUCGUGAGAGUUGUUUCUUCAUAAGGCUUAAUGAUGCUUUCCGGAAAACUUUGUUGCAGGGGGCCAAAAAGAAAUCUAGAAAAUUAACCGACGACGGAAAACACUUUCUACCGCGGGCGCUGAUUGCAAAUGUCAUAGCGUUUUAUGACAAGUAGAGAAUUAUGGGAAAUGGUAGGUAGGGGAGAGGUGGGGGAGGGGUAGGGAAGAUGUAAAAGGCAUAUUUGACUCAUGUUUUUUCAUCUACUGCAGCUUGUAAGGGGAUUUUUGUAGUGAAAAUAUCAUUUAAAAAAAAAAUGUCAAGUACUGAAGAAGCCUCAAAUGAGAAUGUUACUAAAAAGUCCUGAAGGUACCUCUUUACAAAUCCAGACAGAAAUAAAAUCGACUGCGAUUACCGAAUAGGCAAGUGUUAUGUUUUGACUGCCCCGUGAAAUACCACGUAACAUUGCUUUUAUUCCAUCAAUCCUAAAGCGCUUGAAAAGAUGGCGGGUAUCGUGCAUAAGGUCUAUUCCGUAAGUCGAUUUCAGUUCCAUCCGUUACUUAAUUCUAUUUACCAUUUGCAUAUCCCUCAUUAUACACCUUGCUUAGCCCCCCCCCCCCCCGCCCAAAAAAUGCAUGAACGUAUUGCGAUCGUCCCAAUUCAAGACAAUGCUUAUUCAAUAUGCAUUUUUUAAGCCGUGGCGGGGGGGGGGGGCAAGGUGUGUUAUGGGAGAUUGCAAAUGGCGAAUAAGAGAAUCCAAUGCAUUUUUAACAGUGUAUGUAAGUAUCGCAUAUUGUUUUACCAAGCUACCUGCAUUGCUUCCCUUUGCAAUAGGAAAUCCUGUCAGGUGCUUCUUAGCAUGGGAGCUGAGGUCGAUAGCAGGGAUAACAAGUUUCGAACACCUCUGAUGUGGGCUUCUCAUGGAAACCACACAAAAUGUGCGGUGAUUCUUCUUGACUCCAAAGCUUCUGUUGACCUACAGGAUGACGGUAGUGAUACUGCUUUGCAUGUAGCGUGCGGUCAGGGUCAUCCAGCUAUUGUGAAGUUACUGUUGGACCAUGGUGCAUCCUCAGCAUUGAGGAAUAAACAAGGUCUUACUUGUUUAGAAGUUGCCGCGAAAGCAGGAUCGUGUGAUGCCGCCAUGGCGAUUGCCAAACACGAAAGGUUAGCAGAGUACAAUACAAUACAAUACAAUGCCCUUUAUUUAACGUGGUCAAUUUUCUUAGCUAAUCAGCUACUUUACAGACAUGCCACAAAAAAUAAAUAAAUAAACUAGAAAUAAUAAUAGAAAGAGACGAUUUCUCAUGAAAACCUAUAUAAAAAAUAUAUAUACAGUUAAAAAUUAUUAAAACUAAGAGUAGAUCACGACAUUAUUACAUAAUGACGUUAAAACUAAGCCAAAUGUAUUUAAAUGUAUUUGGGCGAUUAAAAUUUAAAAUUUGAAAAAUCCAACUUAGACAUUAAGUUCUUAAAUUUUCCGAUUUUAUUAGCGGCACGAAACUGAUCCGGAAGAGCGUUCCAAAUCUUAGCUGCAGUAUAACGCCACGAUUUAAGUCCAUAGGUGGUUGUAUUUACUUUGGGUAGCUCGAGGAUGUGUUUUCCUCUAAGAUUAUAAAUGCAGUAGCUCUCCUAUCCCUCCGGGGACUUUAUACCCAUGGAUAGCUUUGUAAACACCGGUGGCCAUUUUAACAAUUCUUUGAUUAAGUGGGGACAGCAAGUUUAGUUUUUUUAGCAACGUCUCGUACGUAGCUCGUUCAUUGAUUUUUUCAAGUUUGGCGCAACCUCUUUUACCACAGUGAUGCCACGACUCUGAGCAGUAAUUGAAAUGCGGUGCAAUGAAAGCACGAUAUAUAUCUAUCCGCAAUUCAAAAGGUAAUAUUUUCUUCAAACGAUUAAGAACAGCAACCUGUUGACUAACUGUACGGCAGAUUUUACGAAUCUGUCCCUCAAACUUAAGCUUGUUAUCGACAGUGACGCCGAGGAGUUCCAUUUCGUAUUGAAUAGGGAUAACGGUUCCUUCACAUGUCAACACUGGACUUCUCUCGACCCUUUCAAAAGUAAUUGCUUGAUAUUUUGAAUGCUUUCUUUUCAUUUGAUUGAAUUCAAAACACUCAUCACCCUUUUUCAGAUCGGCAUUUAUGGCAUGUUCAACCUGGUCGAUAUUUUCCGCAGACUUAAACAAUUGAGUGUCGUCGGCAUACGUGAAUAAUGUACAUUCGUCUAUAGCAUAAGACAGGUCAUUCAUGAAAAUAUUAAAGAGAAUGGGACCCAAAAUUGAUCCCUGGGGGACACCCUUCAUUAUGGUUUUCAUAGAAGAGUGUUGUCCACUCAAUCUGACACGUUGCUGUUUGGCACUUAAAUAAUUCGUAACGAGAUUGAUAACUUUUGUCAUAAGUAUCCACCGUUAUCUUCAAGCUUUUUGACAAUAAGGUUAUGGGGAAGGGUGUCAAAUGCUUUUGAGAGAUCCAUAGACAUCAGACUAAUAAGUUUGUGAUUAUCUAAUUCUUUCUUGAAUUGUUCAGUUACACUAAGGAUAGCUGUGUCGCACCCAUGAUAAUCUCUAUAUGCAAAGACAUUGUUAUGAUAGAUAUCUUCAAAGUGUGAAGCAAGUCUUGAGUGAACGAGUUUUUCAAAAACUUUGGAUAAGACCUGCAGGAUUGUUAUAGGGCGAUAGUUUGUCUUUGUUAACGUACAGUCUUUCUUGUGGACCGGGACAAUUUCACCUAGUUUCCAACUCGAAGGCACUUUUCCCCUUUAAAAUAGAAAAUUCUCUAAAAAGCUGAAAGGCUGACACAAUUUCAGCGGAUUCUUUGACAGCUCGAGCUGGAAUUUAAUCAUGUCCAGUAGCAUUGUUUGUCUUAAGAUUCUUUAUAAUUCUCUUCACUUCCCCUGGGCUUGUAUUUGUUAAGGUGAAGGGCGGGAUUGAUGAGCUUUUAUUGUCUGGUAUGACUUUGGAGGCAAUUGAUUGAAGUCAGGGUGCUGAAAACUUGAAAACAUUCUGCCAGAACUUCGGCGACUUUCUUUUGUUCUCUAAUGAAACCACCAUUGUCUUUCAAAACAAUACGCUCAUUGUGGAAAGACUGUUUUUUCCUGGAUGAAAUAUACGGUCUUAUUGUGUUCCAAAACUUCUUUUGAUCUGAAUAUUUAUCAUCGCAGAUUCUGGAAAAGUGAUCUCUUACUCUUUUCCUCCUCAUACUAACAAGUCUGUUUCUUAGUUGGCGGUAUUUUUCCCAGUCUUCAGGCUUUCUGGACUUGUUGAACUGCCUUUACAGCGAUUACGUUCUCUCAUCACUUCCCGUAAUUCAGGGUUUAUAAAUUGAAAUUGAUCGCGAUGUUGUCGGCGAAACGAUUUAACUGGAGCAUGGUCAUUCAGAUCUUCAACGAACAAUUUUCCCAAGCCCAAUAUACAUCUUCAGGUUCAUCAAAGACGUAAGCCGUCGAAAAAGGAACCAAACUAAGGUCGUUACAAAAAGAGCCUUCAUCAAAAUUCUUGAAAGAGCGCACUCGGAUAAUUUCGGGUUCAGGUUGCGGUAUUUUCUUAUUUAGAAUCGUUAAAGUAUAAACUAGGCAAUGAUCACUGAGGCCAACCUCCAAAGUUCCUGUUUCUCUGAAAUGACCUGGAACAUUCAUCAGGAUAACAUCUAAGCAUGAAGAACGCUGAGGAGAUAUUCUUGUGGGUGAAUUAUUUAAAGAAUCCAGAUCAUAAAUGUCACAAAUGUCCAGCAGACAUCUUAAUGUCAGAAAUAAUUAGCUUAAGCCAAGUCAAUAACAAUAAAGUUACUACAAAUUGCAAAUAUAUUAUCUCACCUUUAAUUUUGUAAUACCUGCCUGAAACCCCCCCACCCCAAACAAACAAAGAAAUAGGUUUGAAGCCCCGGAAAGAUCCUUUCCACAAAGUUGGUGGAAAGGAUACUCGUAACUUAACAGUUGGUAAUCCAAAGGAGUUUUCGAAAGAACAAUAUAAUGAUUAGAAAUACACGACAAGAGUCAAACAAGUUAAGGAUCGCUAUUUUCAUUUUCGAUUCCUGAAAUGAAAGCGCCGAGUUUGUUAUUAGCUGGUUUUGUCUCUCUCGAGAUGAAAAGAAGCGAGCUUCAUUCUCUGUGCUAGUAUUCAGAUAGAAAAUCAUGUUUGCCAGGUCAGGACUGUUGGAGAGGCCACGUUAUGUAAUACUCCUAAUUAAAUAAUUAACAAUUAUUCUUUGAAAUCGAAGUGAAUAGUGGCAAAAUAUUUACCGAGCCGCGAAAGCGGCGAGGUAAAUAUUCCCAAAGCCACUAUUCACCGAGAUUGAAAAGAAUAAUUGUUUCAGUAUAUACACACGAAGUGAUCUCAACAAAAUCAGAAAGGAAACCAUUCAAAAGUACGAUUUGAUCGACAGAUCAAAUCACGCGUAAGUUUAAAAAUAGAUCUUUGCAGAAUUUUCAAACAUGGCAAUUCACAAGUUUAUCAUUUCGCAAACAACAGCGUAAUGGCUUCAAUGGAACCGCUAAAAGUUUGAACUGUUUCCUUACCUGAGAAGAAAAGUAGAGCUGUGUUGUUUCUGUUGACUCGCCAAGUUUAUAGCCAAAAGGGUUUGUUGUGUCGUUCUUCGCAUGAAGUGCUGACAAAAAUGGCGGCUCGGUUGCUCGAGGUAAGAGGUCGUCUUCCUGUAUCAUUCUUUUUCCUGUUUACUUGAAAUGUAGAAUUUCUGCAAACAUUUCCUUUUAAAUUUGUUUGUCAUAAAUAAACUUCGAUUUUUGAGCCAAAAUUUUCUUCUUAGAAAACGCUGAGUUCACGAAACGGCUUCUUCUACGCGAAUACACGGGAGUUGUAAACAAUCCAUCGAGCACAAAACUCCUGCUACAGUAAAUUGAAAAACGCCGUAUUGAAUCCUUCCAAGUCUUUUCUUGCCUUAAAAAAAGUCAGCCCUAGGAUUUUGUCGACUUUUAAAAGAUCGUUCUCUAAAAAAAUGGAAAAACACCGAGCUCACACAUUAUCCACUCGCUAGGAGGUGAAUAUUGUUGAAUAGUCCGAGAUAGCGAACCAAUCAGAUUGCUUAAAUCACCAAGAUCACUGAGAGUGUAUUUAACAAUUAUUACACGAGGGCGCGUUGGAUAUGAGAUGAUAGAUAGCCAACGAGGCGCAUAGCGCCGAGUUGGCUAUAAUCAUUUCAUAUCCAACAAGCCCGAGUGGAAUAAUUGUUUUAUUAAAAACGCCCACAAAAUCUCGUUGAAUCGCCCCGACUAGAACAAACCGGAAAAGACAAGGGACUUCCGCUAUUGACAUGUCACACGUCUAUCAAAACUGUCAACGCGCGAACGGACUCGCCUGGACUGCAUGAAUGAAAAAUCAAAACAUUGUGCGAUGAACAUUAGUUUUUUAAAAACUCAUCGUGAUUCUAGGAUUUUACACAGCAUAACAGCUUAAAAAACCUGGCAGAUAAUGUGAAGGAAAGGAACUUUUAAGUGACAGCCGUCGAAAUUACUAUGAAUUUGGAUUUUCGAUGCAGUUAUAAAAGUAAGAACAACGGAGAAAAACGACCGGUAUUACCUCAGUCGCUUGUUAUGAAGUUGUUUGAAGCCACAAGCUGGUUUUGCUGAACGAGAAAAGAAGCUAUACUGCCGCCUCGAUUGCUCUAGUGAAUGGCUGCAUAGCCUGUAUUUGUAGCUGGUUACUUGUGAUUUAUAUUCUUGAUGUCGGAUAAACAAGCUGCAGUUAUCUAUCGGCGAGUGACUCGAUCGGCGAAUGGCUUCGCGAUCAUGAAGAAACAACACUUGUCUUCUUUCGUAGCUGGUCAAGGUACCUUAGUUCCAUGUGUUUUCAUGUGUUUUUCGACAAAUUUUCAAACAAGCUCUUGUGGCUUUUUUUGUUUGUUUUUGUCUUUUUUCUUUCGUUGAAAUUGCAUUUCUAGUAUUCUAAGAAAUGAAUUAAAACGAUUUGCUUCGGGCGCCGUUCUAUCCUUCGCGAAAAAAAAUCUCAGCUAGCUUCCAAUUUUAAACUGACGCGUACACCGACCAUAUAUGGAGAACAUGGUAUAUUAGCUCAUAUACCAUAACGGCUAAGCCAAUCAAAAUGCUAGAAUUGCAUUAUCCAAUGAUUCAGUUUUUAAUAAAUACUAAUUUAUAAUGGUGCUUAUGAAUACAUCGUAAUAUAUACAUUGUGUUGGGGGAGGGAAGGGGAGGAAACGUCGAAUGUCAAGUCAAUUUGUUUGCUUUUACCUGCAAUUUUAAAGGUGGAAGGAACUUAAGCAAUAUCAAAUAUCAAACGGUCAAACUGCAAUCUCACUCCUGGUUGAAAACUUCCCAGAAGCAGCUGAAGUUGUUCUUGAUCAAUGCGUACGUUCCUCGGACCAUCUCAACCCAGCCGACCCAGACUACACUGUAACUUAUGACUUCAAGCACCUAGAUCCUGGUCCAGAUGCUGACAUGUCGAGUGGAAGGUUUUCCACUGUUCAGAUGAUGAUAAAGCACAAGCGUGAACGACUUCUUCUUCAUCCUCUUACGCUGAAAUUUAAUGAACGAAAGUGGCAGAGUUUAGGAAGAUACGUCUUCUUAUUCGACUUUGUUACUUAUCUCUUGCUUAUGGUGCUCUUUACUGUAUUUAUAGUCGACGAUAGGUCAGACCAGACCUUCAGUGAACCACUAAAGCAAAAACCGUCAGAUUAUUACUACGACGAAGACGACCCCUUUAGAGGAACUAUGUCAUUUUUGAUCUUGACUUUCUCCUUGCUCCACAUAUGCAAAGAACUGUUGCAAAUUUACGUUCAGCGUUGGAACUACUUCAAGGACCUGUCUAAUUACCUGAACUGGGCACUGUAUAUCUCUUCAGCCUUGUUUAUGGUCCCCUACGUCGCAAAGCCAGAAGACGUCGACAAGUUUUUUGCCAGUACGAAGGCUCCCUUAGUACUUUGGAAUACUGGAGUUGUUGCAAUCUUCGUGUGCUACACCAACAUGAUGCUGUUUCUCAGAAGAUAUCGCUUGUUUGGCACUUACAUCUCAAUGUAUAUUGAAGUGACGAAGACUGUAUUCCAAGUUAUGUUCGUGUUUGUUUUUCUGGUUCUGGGAUUUGCAUUGGCUUUUUUCGUCCUCUUUAAAGAACAGGUAAGUUAGUUCUCAGGUAUUGUUGGCUAGUCAGUUAAUCUUGCGAGGAAAAACCAGAAUUCUGUAAUUACUGAGUUAAUUUAACUAUAAAAAAAGAUAAGAAAGAAACCUUAGGUUUUGGGAUCCAGACAAAAUGCCCCUUUUCCUUUAUAGAGAUUUUCCUUCAAUAGAGGUUGAUACAACAGCGGAUACAAAGAUUACAUGAACAUUUUUCCGGGACCAAAUUUUGUUCUCCCUUGAUGGAGGUGUCCCAACGGAGAGGUUCCACUGUAUCAAACAUAUCCAGGAAGACUAUUAGAAGAUGACGUCAAUUCAGUUCAACUACGUACUAGUAUCCUAUGUUUUGAGGGAUCCGAACCCCCAAAGGUUCUUUCGUUAAAAAAAUAAAUAAUUAAAAACAGUAGUAAAUAUUAUAAUCACUGCUGAUCGAAGAGCGUUGUGACAAUUACCAAAACGUUUCUCCUUGUAACUGAUGCUGGGCCAGUUUAGGGUUUUGGUUUUUAGCAAAUCAUCACAUCUGCUCUAUUUAGCCCUCUCCUGAACAUUUCUAGUUUCAAUUAACACAACGGUCUUGAACACGCUUGACCUCCAAUUUUUGUUUUGCUUUGACAGUCGCUAACUUAAUGCAGGGAGAAGCCAAAGAUCGCGUUUUGUUGGCUGGCAAAGACGUAUCGAAACCGGUCCCUUGAUUUUACCGAUUAUUCCAAGCAACCUAUAGCGAUUUUUGGCUCGUCCCUGCUUCAAGGUACUGACACAGAAAGCAGUAGAAGUCUUUUUUUAAGCGAACGCUGUUCAUUGCACUAAAUUGCCAAGAGUCGACUAAUGGUGUAACUCCACUGUUAGUAUGCAACUAUAUGUAAACCUCAUGAAACCCAAUUCGGGCGAGCGCUCGAAACGUUCGCUUGUGAGUCAAAUUAAAUGGUGGCCGAUUUUCUUUAUCUACUCACUUGGUAAAACCGCAUUUUAUCUCAUCAUUAUCAUUCAGCCUGCAUUCCAUUCAGUGCAUCAUUCCCUGCUCCGCGUGCUUGUGAUGAUGAUUGGUGAACUGGACUUUGUAACAACCUUCAUAGACACCAUAGGAGAGAAGUGUAAAGGGAACAAGAAUCUGUUAAAUCCAUUCCCUUUGACUGGACAGUUCUUCCUCUUUUUGUGCUUGUUUUUCCUUACUACCGCUCUGAUGAACCUUUUGGUAAGGAACUGGUUUGAUAUGUAUUUUUAACAGCUGAAAGAGUAGCCUGAGAAAACGGCCGACAUUUCGCGACAGUUUCCCCGCGAAAUGACAUCUGAGAAACGAGUACAGAAAUUCCAUACUGAUGACGUGUCACUACCCUGACCUGGGUAGUGCUCUUAAUUAGUUGAAGGAAAUUUCCCUCGCUGCACGACCAAUCGGAAGUUCUGACAAGAUCUGGGAAGUAAAACGUCAUCAGUAUGACAUUUCUGUGCUCCUUCCUCAGACAUCAUUUCGCAGGGAAACCAUCGGUGGCGUCCAAAAGUUCGGCUGUUUCCUGAGGCUGUUGAAAGAGCCUGUUGUAGUUUUCUGCGCAUAUGUAGGACUUUGAGUUUUAAUUCGAAAGAACAGUUUUCAAAUAUAAAUUUGGUAAUGAAAAAACACUUUUCCAACUGGUAUCGAUUUCCUUAGAACUGUGUAGGCUAAUGUUAAAUUUGUCGAAACAAUCACGCGUCAUCUGUAAAGGUUCUGCACAGGACAUUUUUUAUCUUUUCUUAGUCCAAAUCUAAAUGUGGUUUAGUCGACAACAUCCACGAGGGACAUCACGCCAACUCUAAAACACUUGGGAUUGGAGAUAUAAAUUUUAAACGAAUGAUAUGAUCAUUGCAGUAGUAAUUGAAAUUUAAGUAAUUGCAAAUAAACCCGAAAAAAAAAUUUGAGACUUCAACGGGAUUCGAACCCAAGGCCUCUGCGUUACCGCUGCGUGCUGUACCAUUUGAGCUAUGAAGACCCAUCCCUGGGAGCAGGCCAAAUUGUUGAGUUCAUCUCAACCCCUGAAAGGAAUAAAACAAUGAUGAUGUGGAUUGCGGAGACCGAGGCACAAAUUUUAAAUAGAGAUAUGAUCGUCGCAGCGGUAAUUGCCAUUACCACUUGUUGAUUACAAGUUAGUCAUUGGCCUUGAAAGAGCCCGCACAUGACGUUGUUAGUUAAAGCCGUAUAUGCGCAUUUUAAUGAUGGUCGAAAGUAGCUUCGCGACUACUUUGGGUUUUGGUACACGCGCUCGGUUGGUCACGUCUAACUGACAGUAAGUUCAUCGUAUUCUUGCCGUGACUGCCAUUAAAAAAACAUUUUUAAUCAAGAAAAAAAAAGAUAUAACCGUAUUUACUGGAACGUUCUAGCUACAGCGAUCAGUUACCUUAAAGGUUCUUUGAUGUAGCUAUUUUUCGAAGAUGGCGAUGCGGGGUUUAGCAAGUGAAGUUCGCUGCGUUGAACAGUUUUUAAUUUCAUGUAAUGGGCGGAUGACAUAAGUGGUCCAAUAAUAAAAAAAGUAUUUGGCGAAGCACUUCGUAACAAAUUAAGCCAACCAGAAACGGACAAGUCAGACGAUAUACUAAGUUUACUUUUAAAAAUGUUUAUUUUAUUGUAAUAAAUUUUACCGUACAAUUUUCUUGCAGGUUGGUCUGGCCGUGGGAGACACCAAAACAAUGAAGAAAUAUGCCACGAUCAAGAGACUUGUGAUGCAACUGGAAUACCAGUUUAAAAUAGAGGAGGCGUAUCCCAAAAACAUUAUCCGAAAGGUUUACGAAAGCAUUCAUGUAGAGAAGCCCAACAAGCUGUCUAGAGUCAACAGGUAUACCUCAUUUUGACCAAAUGGCGGUAAUAAAGCGUAUGUGUGUGUGUGUUCUCAUAGUUCGUUUGUUCGUGGGCACUCAUAUAACUGUCACCGAAUAUUUUCAGUCAGGUUUUCUUUUCAUUAACGUUUAUUCUAAAUAUUGCUUGUCGCAAAAUCGCUUUGAAUAUUUUAAUUCAUAUUUUUGCCUAGAUAGUGCAAGACCACGAAAUUGUCUUGGUUGCCAGGAGUCGCUGGAAUAGAAAGGCAAUCACCGCCUAAUAUUUGCAACAGCUAUUGCUACACUGUUGAUCAGUUUUGAUCAGUUUUCUUCAUAGGGUUACCGGAAAUUGGAAUUCCCAUAUCGGUGGUAAAAUUCGAUUGAAAGGAAAAUACAUUUCAACUUGUUUUACUCCUCAGAAUAGAAGAGUGGCUCCAUGCAAGGUUUGCGGAAGCAGCUCCAGAACCGGUCGAAGAGGGUCAAACAUCUGAAUUUGCUGAACUAAAAGAAGAGAUUUUAAAAAUCAAGAAGAGGAUCAAAUCUAUGAUGGCCAUGUUGGAGGCCCUAAAACAAGCUGCUCAAGAACCUGGCAGUUGCCGUCGACCCAAAAUUUAA
This is a messenger RNA of Porites lobata, 16554 nucleotides long. Lineage: Eukaryota; Metazoa; Cnidaria; Anthozoa; Scleractinia; Poritidae. The record is from the annotation of a GenBank genome assembly.